CUCGUGUUGCAUUGUCACUUCAAAGAGUUUCACGGUGGGGGCCUAAAAGUUGUUUUUGCUACACAAAUUACUAAUAACGCCAAAGAAAUGUGGUUGUUUAAAGCCGUCUUACUGACUCUCUUUAUAUCCUCAUUGUUUUGUGAAGAUGAAAAUGUAGUUAACGAUCCUGCAACAGAAAAAGAAGAAUCUGACAUCGCAGAAGAUACACCGAGCAGUGAGUCAGAGGAGAGUAGUGAAGUGAAGGAGGAGAAUGGGGUACUUGUGUUGACCACAGGAAACUUCGACGAUGUUAUCAAUAAACAUAACGUCAUUCUUGUUGAGUUUUAUGCGCCUUGGUGUGGACACUGUAAGACACUAGCACCAAAAUAUGAAAAGGCAGCCCAAAGAAUGAAAAAUGAAAGUCCUCCAGUGCCAUUUGCAAAAGUUGAUGCCACAGUUGAGUCUGAUCUUGGAUCAAGAUUUGAAGUUCAAGGAUACCCUACUCUGAAAAUAUUUCGUAAAGGCCAGGCAUAUGAUUAUGAUGGUCCCAGGGAAGAAGAUGGAAUUGUAAACUACAUGAAAGAGCAAUCAGAUCCAAAUUGGAAGCCUCCUCCAGAGGAAGUUAUAACUCUCACUAAGGAUAAUUUUGCAGAAGUAACUUCUAGGGAGGAUCUGAUGCUAGUAGAGUUCUAUACACCAUGGUGUGGUCACUGUAAACGACUUGCCCCAGAAUAUGAAAAGGCUGCAAAAGUAUUAAAGAAUCGAGAACAGCCAAUUUUGCUAGCCAAGGUUGAUGCAACUCAAGAGGGUGAAUUAGCCAAGCAGUAUGGUGUGACUGGUUACCCAACACUGAAAGUUUUCAGAAAAGGAAAGCAUUCUGAAUACAAAGGUGGAAGAGAUCAAACAGGUAUUAUAUCAUACAUGGAAGGACAGGUUGGACCAAGCUCUAAGCUUAAGCCAACAUUAAGAGAAGUGAAGGAGUUUAUGAAACAGGCCAUUGAUGAUUUUGUUGUUCUUGGGGUAUUCAGUGAUGAAAACGAUCCUCUUUAUACCACAUAUCUUGAGACUAACAAUGACCUCAGGGAUGAUUAUGCAUUUGGGCACACUUUUGAUGGACAAGCAAAGAAGCAUUUUAGCAUUAAAGAGAGCAGCAUCAUUAUUAUCCAUCCAAGUCAUUUAACGUCAAAGUAUGAACCAAAAUAUCAAAUUUUUAAGGAUAGCAAGGGAACGCAAGCAGAUAUACAGAAUUUUUAUGAAAAACACUCAGCUCCCCUGGUUGGGCACAUUCAGUCUCACACAGAAAAGCGAUUUUCCAAAAGGCCUCUUGUUGUCGUGUAUUAUGAUGUCAACUUCGACCAUGAUUAUGCUUCAAUGACACAGUAUUGGCGAAACAAAGUUGUUGAAGUUGCACACUCCUACCCUGACAUACAAUUUGCUGUUGCUGAUGAGGAAUCAUAUGCUGAAAAACUCAAAGAACUGGGACUAGCAGAGUCAGGGGAGGAUGUUAAUGUAGGAUUCUUUGACAAGAAAGGACUCAAAUAUGCAAUGGAUGAUGAAUUCAGCGAAGACGACUUGAAAGAAUUUAUUGAUUCAUGUCUAAAAGGUGAUGUGAAGCCCAUUUUAAAGUCUGCUCCAGAGCCAAAGAAAAAUGAUGGUCCUGUCAAAGUUGUUGUUGGAAAUACAUUCGACAAAAUCGUAAUGGAUGAAUCAAAAGAUGUUUUGAUUGAAUUUUAUGCUCCGUGGUGCGGCCACUGCAAAUCUCUAGAUCCUAUAUACAAAAAGCUUGGUCAGAAAUACAAAUCCGACAAGAAUCUAGUUAUUGCAAAGAUGGAUGCCACAGCGAAUGAUGCUCCACCAGAAUUCAAGGUAGAAGGUUUUCCGACAAUAUACUUUGCCCCACCUGGCAAGAAAACCGACCCCAUCAGGUUUGAUGGUGACCGUACUGUUGAAGGAUUUUCAAAAUUUUUGGAAGAAAGAGCAGUUGCUUCGUUUAAGAAAGGCAAAGAUGAGCUGUAAUCAACAAUGCUACGCAAUGCAUAGGGACUAAGAACAGAAUAAGCUAAUGCUGCAUAAAGAGUUUCAAAUUAUUUGGAUUCCUGAACGGCCAAGGCGUUAUCGGGAAAGUUAUGUCUGGCUACAACUCUCUGCUCUUUUACUUUCAGAAUUAUGAAUGUACAAUUUUUAUAAAGUAUAGAGAAAUAUGCUUUAUGUAGCCAAUAAUGUUAGUGUUUCGAGUAGAUUGGAAGAAAAUAUAUUAUAGACAAAAAGAUUUCAA
Rhopilema esculentum is the source of this 2254-nucleotide messenger RNA. RefSeq names its product protein disulfide-isomerase A4. NCBI's taxonomy places the organism in Eukaryota, Metazoa, Cnidaria, Scyphozoa, Rhizostomeae, Rhizostomatidae. Gene Ontology annotation, molecular function: protein disulfide isomerase activity. Gene Ontology annotation, biological process: response to endoplasmic reticulum stress; protein folding. Gene Ontology annotation, cellular component: endoplasmic reticulum; cell surface. The record is from RefSeq and is a predicted model, not a curated record.